CAAGCACGCAGUUGGUGUAGGAAGUCUGCAAAGCAGAACAAGCAACCAUAUCCAUCUGUGUCAACAGAUUCCCGCUUCACCACUCUGCCAGCCUUUCCUCCUCAGAGCCACCGAUCUGUUCCUGAACACCCAAAAGAAAUGGGUCAAAACAAGGUACACCACGCAAAUGGCCUUGGUCAUUAUCUUGGUUUCUCACAGCAGGACUUGAGACACAGUGGUCGAGGAGACUUCACAAGCAGAUCCAGCAGUGCCUCCAGCAUUUCAUGGUCAUUUAAACGAAGCAAGUCUCUGUUCUGCUUGCCCACAGUGAACUCCUCAGCCUCAGAGACUUUUAAUUUCAGUGAACCAUUUCAGUUUUUAAAUACUGGGUCACCUGCAACCAGGUUGAAAACAUGGAGAUGCAGCCCCAGGCUUAACGUUGACGACUUGGAGGGUGCCCAGGAGACUGAUGUAGACACAGGGAUGAAGCUGUCCUUCUCAGACCUGUCUGUCGUCUCUGCAUACUCUGCCCUUAAUGGAUUUUGCAGUGACUUGGAAGGCUCUCUUCCCCCACAGAAACAAACUGUCAGUAAGGCUAAACAGGCAGCCACCAAUGGAAGGCCUGUAUCAGCCAUGUGCAAUACCUUUGAUUCGGUUGAUGGGUCACUGCCUUUUCUUUCUGAAUGGUCUUCCAGCUCAUUCACAUCAGCAUCUCUCUCCAAGCCGCCUAAACAUUCCUCGAGAGCAGCUCCUUGCUCUCUGGAUGGUCGUGGUAGCAUUUGCCCAGCGUCACCAGCUGAUGAAGAAGAAUUUUACAUUUGA
Molecule: messenger RNA, 801 nt
Organism: Pterocles gutturalis (yellow-throated sandgrouse)
Lineage: Eukaryota; Metazoa; Chordata; Aves; Pterocliformes; Pteroclidae
Product: protein FAM124A-like
Exons: 1
Source: RefSeq, a predicted model, not a curated record